AAGAUGGAUGCUUUCCUAAGCUCACCGGUCAAAUAUUGAUAGCAUUUUAUUUUAACAAGUCUACUAGCUUAUAUUUUCACUGCAGGCCAUGUUGUGGGUUUGAAUGUUUAUUAUAAUUUACAUUUUGAGAAUUUUGGAUCUUAAUAUGGAGUGAUAUUACAGAAUUUUUGCAGUCUUGCCAACAUGUAUCUUUACAAUCUGACCCUGCAAAGGGCAACUGGCAUAACACAUGCCAUUCAUGGUAACUUCAGUGGUGACAAAACCCAAGAGAUUCUUGUUUCUCGUGGAAAAUGUUUGGAAAUGCUUCGGCCAGAUCCAACCACUGGAAAAGUACAUACUCUGUUGACUGUGGAAAUAUUUGGAAUAGUGAGAUCGUUGAUGGCAUUCAGGUUAACUGGAGGAACUCAAGAUUACAUAAUAGUCGGCUCAGACUCGGGCCGCAUUGUGAUACUGAAGUAUGAUGGCGCGAAGAAUGUUCUGGAGAAGGUGCACCAGAGACUUUCGGCAAGAGCGGUUGCCGUCGCAUUGUGCCCGGCCAGUACCUGGCCAUCGACCCCAAGGGCCGUGCCGUCAUGAUUGGUGCCAUUGAGAAGCAGAAACUGGUUUACGUGCUCAACAGAGAUGCUGAGGCGCGACUCACCAUCUCGUCACCGCUCGAAGCGCACAAGAGCAACACCCUGGUCUAUCAUAUGGUCGGCGUUGAUGUGUCCUUUGGCAACCCGCUGUUCGCCUGUUUGGAGAUUGAUUACGA
Nilaparvata lugens (brown planthopper) is the source of this 751-nucleotide messenger RNA. RefSeq names its product splicing factor 3B subunit 3-like. The record is from RefSeq and is a predicted model, not a curated record. The coding region runs from base 184 to 576 and encodes 130 amino acids. Lineage: Eukaryota; Metazoa; Arthropoda; Insecta; Hemiptera; Delphacidae. The transcript has 3 exons. Gene Ontology annotation, biological process: mRNA splicing, via spliceosome. Gene Ontology annotation, cellular component: nucleus; U2 snRNP. Gene Ontology annotation, molecular function: protein binding; U2 snRNA binding.